Marchantia polymorpha subsp. ruderalis is the source of this 1320-nucleotide messenger RNA. The record is from the annotation of a GenBank genome assembly. NCBI's taxonomy places the organism in Eukaryota, Viridiplantae, Streptophyta, Marchantiopsida, Marchantiales, Marchantiaceae.
UCAUUUGAGGGUCGAAAUAAGCGGCUACUUAUGAGACGCAAAAGGAUUGAGAAAGCGAGCUCUCGUCGGUGAGCCGGCAUGCCGGGUAAGGAGACGGCACGUUCGACGUGCGAAACGCAAGGGACCCACCGGACUCGCACACAUGUGGGAGCGGGCUCUCGACCUUCGUGCAUUACGAGACAUGCCUGGCCGCCACAAGACCCGGUUGGACUGUGUGCGGGCACGGAUGAGAAUUAUGCAUUCGAAUGCGCGAGUAUUAAUGGGAGAGUCUUGCCGGUUGAGAGCUCCCAACAAGUUUUUCUGCGAUCCAGCACCUGUUGAUCCAUCCUUCCUUCCUUCUGAUCAGACUAAGACUAAGACUCUGAACUUCUACGAUCUCGAGCAACUCCACGAUGCAGAUUCUCAGCUAGCUGCUCCGUUACCAUCUUCCCAUUUCUUACAGCUCCAGCUCCCUCUGGUACAUCGUCCAGCGAAGGCAAACAUUUAACAGUCAUGGCGAUGGCCACGCGAUUCAGCCUUCUCUGCCUCGCUCUCUGCCUCGCCGUUCAGACCACUCGGGCCGAAAAGUACUUCGUAGGUGACGACCUCGGAUGGACAUUCACCAAUGACUCGAGUGGUCUGCCGGUGGAUUACACAGCGUGGGCUUCCAAAUACACUUUCUUCAAGGAUGAUGUUCUAGUCUUCAACUACUCGGCCACCCAGCAGAAUAUCUACACCUUCGAUACGUACGACGGUUGGCAGAACUGCAACUUUUCCAAGGGUUUCAUGCUCGACAAUGGAAAUAAUGGAACUUCUGAGUGGAUCUUGACUGCGGAGGGCCACUACGAGUUUGCCAGCGCUAUGUUUUGCCAUCAAGGGCAGAAAUUCAGUAUUUACGCAGUCGACCCCCAGCUUCUUAUCACUCAAGUAACAUCAGGUUCUACUGCUCCAGCACCAGCCCCGGCAGCAGCCAUUGGACCCGCAACGGCUCCACUCAGCAGCAACUCUUCGACACCGACCCUUGCACCACCCAAGCCCGCAACCCCGGGCUUGAAACCUGCAACGCCACCGCCUCCUCCAUCGGCCUCCGCGCCCGCGAUCGUGACUCAUGUCUUGAUGAUGGUUGUAGCCUGUGCCACGGUUUCGGUCAUGCACUCCUUCCUUUAGACUUCAGAAUUCGCAGAGCAACUUACAAGCUCAGUAUCUACCUACCUGUACCUAAUUUGAUCCACAAUUGCAGUAAAGGAUUAUUCUCCUCCUCCAUUUUGGAAACAGGAAACUCUAGUCAACCAAACGGCAUCGAAUCAUGGAUCCCAGUGCUGUUCGUCUGUCAAUUCAGGA